GGGAUAUUCACCUGCACUAAUAGCUCGUGGGAUUACAUGUAUCUGUGAUAUUUCUCCUAAUAUUAUUAGAAUAAUCUGUCGUGCUGUCACUGAAGCAGUCAUUAGGAAUAUAUUCAAGAUUGUUUUGAGAAACAGUGAAAAGCCCAAUGUGCUCUUUCUACUGUCCUUUAAACACAGUCGGACUCAAAGAGCCACAAAGUAACAUUUCUCAUGACUUAUUUCCUGCAUUUUUAUCAGUCGUGAGCAUUAAUCAACAAGCCGCACUUCAGCUCCCUGAGAACCUGCGCUCACUCGUGUCAACAUUUAUUUGUUCGUUUGUGGGGGGCGUGGCCAUAACAACACAUAGAGAAAUAGUCGAUGUCAAUCAUCUUCUGACACCACCCACUUCCCCUCCUGCUGAGUACAUCCUGUUAGGUGUGUGAUGAGCGGCGUCGCGUGUGCCAAUGUGAUACAGGGCUUUGCAGAAGAGGACGGGACUAGUGUGUUAACAACAUCUCCUCCCUCAUUACCUGACCACGCCCCCAGAAAUGCUCCUCCUCCUGCUCCACCCUUGCCCGUUGCUGUGGACAACCUCACGCAGGGGAAGAGGAGGGUGCGAAGUUUCUACUGGAAGCCGAUUCCAGAGGAGCGUGUUAAACAACAUGACAGGCGAAACAUCUGGACGCUCGGACGCCACAGCAGAGAACCGUCAUUCCGCAUCGACGUCAGAGCCAUCGAGGAACUGUUUGGACAACAUGACGACAUGCUGUCGCCCACGGCAACCAGCAUCAAGAGACGCGUCUCUGUGAAAGAUGUCGGAGGGCAGAUGACCAUCCUGGACUCCAAGAGAAGCAUGAAUAUCUCCAUUUUCAUUAAACACUUCAAAAAGUCCAGUGAAUGUCUUGUGGAUGUUAUUCGUCAUGGUAACCGUGAUGUGUUCAGUGUGGAGACUUUGAGAGAGCUGCUGAGACUCCUGCCAGAUGAUGACGAGGUGAAGAAACUCAAGAUGUUCAAUGGAGAUCCUAAACACCUGACAGCAGCUGAUGCUUUCAUAUACCAGCUCAUCCAUGUGCCCAGGUAUGAAGUUCGUAUAGAAGCUCUGCUGUUAAAGGAAGAGUUUAACCCCUCAUUUACAUCUAUGAAACAUGAUAUCAGCGUCAUCCUGACUGCUAUUAAAGAGUUGUUGGACUGUGAGGAGCUUCACUGUGUGCUUCAUUUAGUGCUACAAGCAGGAAAUAUCAUGAAUGAUGGUGGAUAUGCUGGGAAUGCAGUGGGGUUCAAACUUUCUUCUCUACUCUCAUUGGCUGAUACUAAAGCAAACAAACCCGGAAUGAACCUGCUACACUUUGUCGCUUUGGAAUCUGAGAAGAAAGAUCUGUUGAUGUUUCCAGAGAAACUUCUUCAUGUUGAGAAUGCAGCGCGUGUGUGUGUUGACAGUAUUCAUGUCGAGUUGAGCACUCUGAGCAGCAGAAUUCAUCAGAUGGAGGAACACAUCCACACAGAUCGUGAGCUACUGACACAGAUGCAGGCAUUCCUACAGAGUGCUGGUGAAUCUCUGGUGGAUUUGAGGGUCAGUCUUGAUGAAAUGGUGAAUGAAGGAAACACAUUGAUCGAUUUCUUCUGUGAAGACAAAGAAACGUUCAAACUGGACGAGUGUUUCCAAAUCUUCCAGAAUUUCUGCUCCAAAUUCAGGAAAGCAGUUCAGGAGAAUGUGGAGCGAGGGAUGUGGGAGGAGUCUCGGCGCAAGCGUCUCCAGGAGUUGGAGGUCAAGCGUCACUCGUGGGCGGGGCAUGAGGGAAAAAGGAGAGUCUUCGGCCUGUGCUCCAGUAGUGAGGCAGAUGUGGAGGCGGCUUUAAAGAGGGAAGGGCUUCUGGAUCUACUCCAGAUGAACCCGCAAAGUCCACUGCGUCGCUUUGGGAGUGUCCGUCGGUCAUGGCAACACAAAGUCAAAACCGAAUCGGCAAACUGCCACAACAUGAACUUUACACUUAUACUUCCUUCGAUACACACUCUCUCCAUCACAAACUCUAGUAUAAACACAGCUUCAAACUCACUCUUUCUUAAUAACGCCAACACAAACACAGACUCAAACACCAGCACUCUUGGCCACAAUGGAAACCACACUCACAACAGUAUUCCCAAAUACAAAUCUGACCAGGACUACAACACAUCGAUGAACUUGGAGCCAGAGAACCAAAAGAAGAUAAAGGAAACACAAGAAGACAACCUUCAAACGCAAACAAAGCAUCAGGACACUCCAAACUUGACAUCUGACCCAUCACAAACUGGCCUAAACCAAUCAGAAAGACCACCUAGAGAUGAUGAAAGUGUCUACUUCAACUCUCAACAUACAAUAGACCUUCUAGAAUCCCUCAAAACCAGCAGUAGACCUUCUCAAUUCCAAACAAGCUCUAGUAGAUCUUCCACCAAAACCCUUGGAUCUAAACUCCAAUCAUCUGCUAACUCACCUUCUACGAAAACACCUUCAACGUCCGAACCUUCUUCUACGAAAUCACCUUCAAUGUCCGAACCUCCUUCUACGAAAUCACCUUCUACGUCCAAACCUUCUUCUACGAAAUCACCUUCUUCGUCCAAACCUUCUUCUACGAAAUCACCUUCUACGUCCAAACCUUCUUCUACGAAAUCACCUUCUACAUCCAAACCUUCUUCUACGAAAUCACCUUCUUCGUCCAAACCUCCUUCUACGAAAUCACAUUCUACGUCCAAACCUCCUCCUACGAAAUCACCUUCAACGUCCAAACCUCCUUCUACGAAAUCACCUUCAACGUCCAAACCUCCUCCUACGAAAUCACCUUCAACGUCCAAACCUCCUUCUACGAAAUCACCUUCAACGUCCAAACCUCCUCCUACGAAAUCACCUUCAACGUCCAAACCUCCUUCUACGAAAUCACCUUCAACGUCCAAACCUUCUUCUACGAAAUCACAUUCUACGUCCAAACCUUCUUCUACGAAAUCACCUUCAACGUCCAAACCUUCUUCUACGAAAUCACAUUCUACGUCCAAACCUCCUCCUACGAAAUCACCUUCAACGUCCAAACCUCCUUCUAUGAAAUCACCUUCUACGUCCAAACCUUCUUCUACGAAAUCACAUUCUACGUCCAAACCUCCUCCUACGAAAUCACCUUCUACGUCCAAACCUUCUACGAAAUCACCUCCUACGUCCAAACCUCCUUCUACAAAAUCACCUUCAAUGUCCAAACCUUCCUCAUCUUCUACUAAACCGAAGUCCUCUCCACAGGGCUCCAUUCGCACUCUGACCUCCUCUGAGACUCAAAGUUUGAGGAAGGUUGUUCCUAUCAGUUAUCUCAAUUCUUCUGGCCCACAAAUUCAAGAACGCAAAACCUCGAGUCGAAGUUCCCUCAAUAGUUCUGGUGCCAAAAAGCGACAAGCGAUUCGCCCGCCACCAGAGGAGAAGAUGUGUCGCUCUACGUUACGUGCCCUCGCCAUUUCUACCUCUCAAAACUCCUCCAACAACUCCGCAAACAAACCCGCCCCCAGCUUCACACGCAACACUGUGGCAUCCACCACACGUCAUGCAGUCAUUCCUGGAAACCCGUCGGCUGGAAGACCUGCACUGACACGGGCAGCAUCGCUCAGACUUUCUCAGGCUCUCGAGAAACAGCAAACUCCCGCGAGCACGCUCAGUAGAGCCGGAAGAAAACUUCCCAUCUCUGAAAACUCUGACUUUUCGCACGAAUUACAUUAAAAAAUCUGUUAAACAAGUCUGGAGAUAGAAAGAGCAACCUGGUCUCAUAGAAUCACAUUACUAUGAUUUUUACGUGUCUCGUUGUACGUAUCGUGGCAGUUUCCUAGUUGAAAUGAACACUAGAGGAGCUACAACAACUAUGACUUUUAUUCACUUCCACACAAAUCACAAGUAAAACAGCUUAUUAUUAGUCCAUAAACACUCACUUUUCACUCCGUUCCUCACACAAUGCUAUCUUAUGACAUCUAAACACCUUUACUAUAGUGCAUGACUUAUUUUAACAUUUGUAUUACAUAACCAAAUACAUUUACAAGUUCGAGAGUGAUCAAAUUGCCCGGUAGCUCAACUGAUAGAGCAUUGCACUUGUGAUGUAAAGGAGCGGGGUACGAGUCCUGAAGAGCAUGCGAGUUGACACGUGAGCCCAAAGUGUCAUAAAAGCACCAUGAAAUUAUGUGAAUUGUGUUUUUCAACAGGUUUAAGGUUGAUUUUGUUGAUUUAAAAAUGUCCCUUUAACUCGCUUUUAGCGCCACUCAGUUGACUUAUCACCUCUGAACUGACGUGAUGCACAUUAUGAACCACGUAAUGUCAUUUUGCAAAAACCCUUCUACGAAAUUGCCUUCUACACCCAAAUCUUCCUCAUCGCCUCCCAAACCGAAGUCCUCUCCACAGGGCUCCAUUCGCUCUCUGACGUCCUCUGAGACUCAAAGUUUGAGGAAGGUUGUUCCUAUCAGUCAUCUCAAUUCUUCAGUUACGCAAGCAAUCAAUAAUACUUAUCAGAGGUUUCUAUUUUUAAUUGAUUUACCAUGUAUUGUGACAUUAUUGUCAUAGGAAAAUAAAUA
Molecule: messenger RNA, 4545 nt
Organism: Xyrauchen texanus (razorback sucker)
Lineage: Eukaryota; Metazoa; Chordata; Actinopteri; Cypriniformes; Catostomidae
Product: FH2 domain-containing protein 1
Exons: 13
Coding region: 422-3706 (1094 amino acids)
Source: RefSeq, a predicted model, not a curated record